This is a messenger RNA of Microdochium trichocladiopsis, 929 nucleotides long. RefSeq names its product 3-oxoacyl-reductase. NCBI's taxonomy places the organism in Eukaryota, Fungi, Ascomycota, Sordariomycetes, Xylariales, Microdochiaceae. Gene Ontology annotation, molecular function: oxidoreductase activity, acting on the CH-OH group of donors, NAD or NADP as acceptor. The record is from RefSeq and is a predicted model, not a curated record. Bases 72 to 929 code for a protein of 285 amino acids. The transcript is spliced from 2 exons.
CGAUAUUCAAUGAACAGUAAUCCAGCCCAAGUCCAACUUCCUCCCAGUCACACCUCCCACGCGGCACAAACAUGGUCACCUUCAGAGUCUUUGAAGGCAAGCUUGCCAUUGUCACUGGCGCAUCUCGCAGCUUCGGUGCCGUCUGUGCCGAGCAUUUCGCCAGCAGAGGCGCCAACGUGGUCAUCGUCUAUGCCACUGAAGGCUCAAACGAGCGAGCGCAGGCACUAGCCAAUGGGUUCGAGGACAAGUACCAGAUCAAGGCGCUGCCGGUCCAGGUCGACCUCAGCGCGGCCGACGGGCCCCAGAAAGUGGUCGACGCCGCCAGGGCGCACUUCACCGACGCAAAGACGGGCAGGUUCCAGAUCGACAUCAUUGUUAACAACGCCGCCGUCGUCAACGCCCAGGGCCUGGCCGAGCUCGACGUUGACCUCUUCCAGGCGACGUUUGACCUCAACUGCCGCGCGCCCGCGCUGCUGAUCAAGGCGGCGAUCCCGUACCUGCCUACCGACCGCUCUGGCCGCAUCGUCAACAUCUCGAGCGCGACGACCACGUGGGGUGUCUGGUGGCAGACGUCCUACGCGGGGACAAAGGGCGCCCUCGAGGCCAUGACCCGCGUCUGGGCUCGCGAGCUCGCCGAGCGCGCUACAGUGAACAGUGUCGCGCCUGGCCCGAUGGACACAGGUCUCUACUCGGGUUUACCCGACGAGCCUCGCGAGGCGCUCAAGCCGUUCAACAUCCUCACUCCGCUGGGCAAGGCCCGACCUGGUGUCGACAGCCAGGAGGUCCUCGAUCUUGCUGCGAGCAUCGGCUGCCGCCCGGGCUACUUGGAAGAGGUCGCCGGCAUUGUAGGUAUCGCCUGCUUGCCAGAGAGCGGAUGGAUGACCGGUGGUGUAUUGGGCGCGAACGGCGGCGGUGCUUUUGUCCGAUAA